This is a messenger RNA of Argentina anserina (silverweed cinquefoil), 1506 nucleotides long. RefSeq names its product GPN-loop GTPase QQT2. Lineage: Eukaryota; Viridiplantae; Streptophyta; Magnoliopsida; Rosales; Rosaceae. Gene Ontology annotation, molecular function: GTPase activity. The transcript is spliced from 6 exons. The record is from RefSeq and is a predicted model, not a curated record. The coding region runs from base 96 to 1286 and encodes 396 amino acids.
CGCCUCUCUCAGUCUCUCUGAACUAGAAAGCCCUCCUCCCGCUCUCUCUCUCUCUCUCUCUCUCUCUCUCUCUCUCUAUUCUCGAUUCCCAGAAAAUGAACACGGCGUCACACCAGCACCAAGCCGGAGCUUCCUCAUCCGUGCCCAUGGAUGCCGAAGAAGACAGCUCCUCCGUCGUCAAAGGUAAAGAGACUGAGGACCUCAAGGCUGAAAUGGAGAAGCUAAACAUUGAGGGGUCAUCUUCCAGCUUCAAGAAGAAACCAGUUAUUAUCAUUGUUGUCGGCAUGGCAGGGAGUGGUAAAACAACCUUUAUGCAUCGCUUGGUUGCGCACACUCAUCAGAAUAAUAUUCGUGGGUACGUGGUGAACCUAGACCCAGCUGUGUUGACUCUUCCGUUUGGUGCAAAUAUUGAUAUCCGGGAUACUGUUAAGUACAAGGAAGUGAUGAAACAAUUCAACCUUGGACCUAAUGGUGGGAUUUUGACCUCACUCAACUUGUUUGCCACCAAGUUUGAUGAGGUCAUAAAUGUUAUCGAGAAGCGAGCAGAUCAGCUUGACUAUGUUCUUGUAGACACUCCUGGUCAGAUUGAGAUAUUUACUUGGUCUGCAUCGGGUGCUAUCAUCACCGAAGCAUUUGCUUCGACAUUUCCUACUGUUGUGACUUAUGUAGUCGAUACGCCUCGCUCAGCUAGCCCAGUUACCUUUAUGAGCAACAUGCUAUAUGCAUGUAGUAUCCUAUACAAGACACGGUUGCCCCUUGUGCUGGCAUUCAACAAAACAGAUGUGGCUCAACAUGAAUUUGCUUUGGAGUGGAUGGAGGAUUUUGAGGCGUUUCAAGCAGCAGUGAGUGAAGACCACUCAUACACUUCAACUCUAACAGAGAGCCUUUCCCUUGUGUUGGAUGAAUUCUAUAAGAACUUACGGUCUGUUGGAGUGUCUGCGAUUUCUGGUGCUGGAAUGGAUGCCUUCUUUAAAGCCAUUGAAGCAAGUGCUGAGGAAUACAUGGCCACCUAUAAGACUGAUCUGGACAAUAGACGCGUAGAGAAGGAGCAUUUAGAGGAGGAACAUAGGAGAAAAACCAUGGAGAAGUUGAGGAAGGAUAUGGAGCAAUCCAGGGGAGAAAAUGUGAUCUUGAGCACUGGUUUGAAGGACAAUGAAGAGAGGAACAAAGCUAUGAUGGAUGAAGAUGAGGAUGAGGAACUUGACGAGGAUGAGGAGAUAAUGACUGAAGAUGAGGAUGCCAUUGAUGAGGAUGAAGACGAUGAAAAUAGCAACUUCCCAUUUUAGUGAUGAUGCUUCUUUACUGGGCAGAUGGUAUCUUUUAGAACAAGCAGAGGUUGUAAGUAUUAGCAAACUAACUAGGUACCAAGUGGUGGAUUGCGAUAAUGUCAUUUUAGUUCCACACCUUAUGGUUGUGUUUAAACUUGUUGGCAAUGCGAAUACUUUGUGAUGACUCUCCAACUUUUUGGUGGUUGAAAUUGAAAUCAGGUCUUUGUUUGGUUCUUAA